AUGUCGCGCGGUGAAUCAGAUCCGCCUCGUGGUGGUGGCUCCACCAUGCCCUCCAACGGUACCACGGCAUCAUCAUCUUCUUCUAACCCGGAGAACCCUCCCCCUGCCACCCAGAAUCCACACUCCUCCCCCUCUGCCUCCUCCUUCUCCUUCUUCUUCUCCACCACCACAUCCCCCUUCGAACCCACUUCCUAUCUCGCAUGGAAGAACCGCAGCAUCCGCCCCAUGGCCGGCGGCGGCGGCGGCGGCGGCGCAGGAGGAGACGAAGCAGUCGUCUUUGCCUCUUCGUCCCGAGCUCAACAGCAAGCAGCCACUACCGCCAUGGCCAGGAAUCGCUAUCCCGUGCCCCCGCCGCCGGACCGCAAGGGUAAGGGGAGAGCGAGGGAUACGGGGGAGAGGAGUCUGGAAGACAGAGGCUCGCCUCCUCCUCCUCCUCCUCCUUCUCCACGACGACCGAUGCUAUUUCCGACUUCCCAUGUGGAGGGGGCGAAGGGCGAUGAAUCUUGUGGUGUUCAGCAGGAAGCGAUAACUGCCGGAAAAUCGGAAGUGAGCCGUCGUGCCGGGGAGAGAUUGACAUCAAGUGAGCAAGAGUUCAUGGGUGGAUUCGCCGAGCAGCUCCCGGGACAGGCAUUGGAAGGGGUCGAAAGGGAACAGGAAGAAGCAGCAGCAGCAGCAGCAUCGGCUCUGGAAGACGCCGCUCGGGAUCCAGUCGAACGAGCGGAACAGGAAGGUGCUCCAGGUCCAGCACCACCCGCUGAUGAGGUCGAGAAAGGUGUCGAAGAGGAGACAGCCGCCUUCGCCUACGGGGGAUAUACACCUCAGGGAUUCGAGAAUGCAGUCGAAGAAGAUCCAGCAGCAUCUCACUCGGGAGAUGCAACGCAGCAGCCAGCGCAAGAUCCAGUCUUCAAGGAAGAGAAUUCCGCAACGUAUUGCUUGGAAGAUGCAACGCAGCGGCCAGCCCAAGAUCCAGUCCUCAUCCAAGAGCAAGAAGAAGACGCAGCAACCCAUCCAGCCGGACACAAUCCCCAUUCAGCGUCCUCCCUAAACGCCGACUCCAAGCUCUUCAUCCCAGCAGCAGCAACAAACACCACCACCACCACCACCACCACCCUCACCACCGCCAUCGAGCCAACCGCCCCGCCAGUCCCCCUGAACGCCAACUCGGAAAUCUUCAUCCCGGCGGAAACUCAAGCCACCGCAACCGCAACCGCAACCGUCGCAGCCCCAGCCCCAGGAGGGGAACCAGCAGCACUCCCACCAAAAACUCCCCAACGACAGACCUCAGAAGAAGGCCCCGCGGGACGCAUCAACCGCCUGCUCGCCGGCAGGAAAGACGACGAUGAGUUCCUCGAAGCGUUCUGGGAGAGGCUGAACGGCAACGAGAAUGUCGUCUUCCCGGCCGAUCCAGAGCCGGUGCCUGUCCUACUACCUCUGGGUACGCUGAAUGCGAAGAGCACCACUCCUCUUCGGGUGCCUGCCCAGAGAGAGACCAUCUUUCCUCCGCUCUGGUGCUAUGAUUACCUCCGCCCUACCAUCUCGAUUCGUCCCUUCCGACCGGUACAAGGCCCGACUCAAGCUCAGCGUCCGUAUCAUCCCAUUCAUGAUCUCCAGAGGGGCUCUACAGCUCUUCCGCCCCUCGCGCCGCCAUGGCGAAGCUGGCAGUGA
Messenger RNA from Lecanosticta acicola, 1665 nucleotides. The record is from the annotation of a GenBank genome assembly. Lineage: Eukaryota; Fungi; Ascomycota; Dothideomycetes; Mycosphaerellales; Mycosphaerellaceae.